AUGCCUGAGUUCGACCCUCAGAAGAAGUAUCAGGAGCAAGAAGAGACAUUUUUUGAUGAUGGCAGGGAGAUCGAGCUUUUGCACUUCGUCUACAACAAGUCAAACAUUGACAAUAUCAGGGGUUCUCCAACAAAAGUGCUAGCUGCCAUUGAUGAAUUUGCCAGAACGCAAAAGUAUCUGAUGAAUGUCGGGGAAGAUAAAGGACGAAUAGUCACAGAGCUAAUUGCAGACGUCAAACCUCAGGUAAUGGUUGAGUUGGGUGGUUAUAUCGGCUAUUCAUGCAUUCUUUUUGGCGACGCUGUUCGCAAGGCUGGUGGCAAGCGAUACUUCAGCCUUGAGCGGAAUCCGGAAUUUGCGGCCGUCAUUUCCUCUCUGGUCGAUCUUGCAGGCUUAGGCGACAUUGUCAAAGUCGUGGUUGGCUCGAGCGAUGCUUCCAUCAAGAGACUGCAUGCCGCCGGUAAUCUCAAGUUCAUCAACCUGAUGUUCUUGGAUCAUUACAAGCCCGCUUAUACGACAGAUCUGAAGCUCUGUGAGGAGCUGGGCCUGGUCGGGAUAGGGACCGUGCUGGCUGCCGACAAUGUCAUCAUACCAGGCAAUCCUCCAUACCUCGAAUAUGUCCGAAGCACAGUCGAGGAAAAGCGACGUGCAAGCAAGUUGGCCAGUACAGUCAAUGGGGUUGAUACCCGAUUUGCCGACAAGACAGCCAAACAAUAUCACAAACGUGAAGGAGAAGCCAAACUUGACGAGACAAGGAUCGGUAAUCCUGGGCUGGUUUACGAGAGCAGGCUUGUCAACAGCUGGGAACCGUCAGGGGUGCCGGACGGUAUUGAGAUCACAAAAUGUGUUGGAAUAUCCACUAAUCCUUGAGCGGCGUCUCUAGCAAGCCGAGUCAAUGUCUAUGAUGAUCACAAGCAUUGGGAAGAACUAUUGGCUAUAGUAGGUAUUGCAGUGUCCGUACAGACUCACCACAACUGCGGGCUUGGG
Exophiala xenobiotica is the source of this 984-nucleotide messenger RNA. RefSeq lists its product as uncharacterized. The record is from RefSeq and is a predicted model, not a curated record. The transcript has 3 exons. Gene Ontology annotation, molecular function: O-methyltransferase activity. Bases 1 to 867 code for a protein of 288 amino acids. NCBI's taxonomy places the organism in Eukaryota, Fungi, Ascomycota, Eurotiomycetes, Chaetothyriales, Herpotrichiellaceae.